This is a messenger RNA of Sus scrofa (pig), 2544 nucleotides long. It is a transcript of the gene ADPGK, whose product is annotated as ADP dependent glucokinase. The record is from RefSeq and is a predicted model, not a curated record. Gene Ontology annotation, biological process: glucose metabolic process. Gene Ontology annotation, cellular component: endoplasmic reticulum. Gene Ontology annotation, molecular function: ADP-specific glucokinase activity. Lineage: Eukaryota; Metazoa; Chordata; Mammalia; Artiodactyla; Suidae.
GACGUCGGCGCACGCAGAGCCCGGAAGAGGCGCGGGCCGGGAAGGGAGCUGUACAUCGCUGCUCCAGCGCCUCCGUUCCCAUGGCGCUGUGGCGCGGCUCAGUGUAUGCCGGCUUCUUCGCGCUGGCGGUGGGCUGCGUCUUUCUGCUGGAGCCGCAGCUGCCGGGGUCGGCGCUGCGCUCGCUGUGGAACUCGCUGCAGCUGGGGCCUGUACCCUCGCCCCUGGGACCUGGCUCCCCUGAGGGCCGGUUGGCAGCCGCCUGGGACGCGCUCAUCGUGCGGCCGGCCCGGAGCUGGCGCCGUGUGGCCGUGGGAGUCAAUGCGUGUGUGGAUGUAGUGCUGUCAGGAGUGAAGCUCUUGCAGGCACUUGGCUUGAAUCCGGGGACUGGGAAAGAUCACACCGAGCUGCAUUCAAGGAAUGAUCUGGAGGAAGCCUUCAUUCACUUCAUGGGGAAGGGAGCAGCUGCUGAACGCUUCUUCAGUGAUAAGGAGAGUUUCCAUGACAUCGCCCAGAUUGCAUCCGAGUUCCCGGGAGCCCAGCACUAUGUAGGAGGAAAUGCAGCUUUAAUUGGACAGAAAUUUGCAGCCAACUCAGAUUUAAAGGUUCUUCUUUGUGGCCCAGUUGGUCCAAAGCUGCAUGAACUUCUUGAUGACAAUGUAUUUGUUCCACCAGAGUCAUUGCAGGAAAUGGAUGAGUUCCACCUCAUUUUAGAGUAUCAAGCAGGGGAGGAGUGGGGCCAGUUAAAAGCUCCCCACGCCAACCGAUUCAUCUUCUCCCACGACCUCUCCAACGGGGCCAUGAAUAUGCUGGAGGUGUUUGUGUCUAGCCUGGAGGAGUUUCAGCCAGACCUGGUGGUCCUCUCGGGAUUGCACAUGAUGGAGGGACAAAGCAAGGAGUUCCAGAGGAAGAGACUCUUGGAGGUCGUGGCCUCCAUUUCCGACAUCCCCACCGGCAUCCCAGUGCACCUGGAGCUGGCCAGCAUGACCAACAGAGAGCUCAUGGGCAGCAUCGUGCAUCAGCAGGUCUUUCCCGCCGUGACUUCUCUUGGGCUGAAUGAACAGGAGCUGUUAUUUCUCAGCCAGUCGGCUUCUGGACCACACUCUUCCCUCUCUGCCUGGACCGGUGUGCCUGACGUGGGCAUGGUCAGCGACAUCCUCUUUUGGAUCUUGAAGGAACAUGGGAGGAGCGAGAGCAGAGCCUCAGACCUCACCAGGAUCCAUUUCCACACACUGGCCUACCACAUCCUGGCCACCGUGGACGGACACUGGGCCAACCAGCUGGCGGCCGUGGCUGCAGGAGCCCGCGUGGCGGGGACACAGGCCUGCGCGACAGCAACCAUAGACACCCAUCGAGUGUCUCUGAGGGCGCCCCUCGAGUUCGUGACCUCCCGUUCGGAGGCUGGCUCCAGGAUCGUGUUAAACCCGAACGAGCCCGUGGUCGAGUGGCACAGGGAGGGGGUGUCCUUCCACUUCUCGCCAGUGCUGGUGUGUAAAGACCCCGUGCGAACCGUGGGCCUCGGGGACGCCAUUUCAGCCGAAGGCCUCUUCUACUCAGAAGUGCACCCUCACCACUAGGAAGGUCGUCAUGGGUCCUUUUUCUGCAGGAGAACUAGCCACCCAAGAACGACAGGAGUGAAGUGGUUUAGAAAAUCAGAGGGGGUGUCAAAAUGGUUUCUGGAUCCACCUGAAAGACAGCCAAAGAAACAACAGCAGAUUCAACUGUGCCAGAUACAUUCCAGCCUGCUGACGAUUACACAAAAACGUUUCAGGUUUUUAAUCAAAAUUUAUCUACUAACAAGACUGGAUUUUUGUUUUUGUUUUGUAUGUUGUGCAUACAGGGCUAAAAACUUGAUUCCCAGAUCCCCUCUUCAGGUAUUUUCGGGCCUCCGUCUUUGUGCUCGCGAGCAUGUCUGCUGGAGAAAGCUUUUCCCUUCCUCCCAACCCACCUGAGAGGCGCUCGCUCACACACCGCUCCCCUGGAGGGGCUGGUAGAGCCCGGCGUGGGUUCUCUGUUCUCAGCUCCGCGCCCACGGCAGGAUCACAAUUCCCAUUCAGUGUUAUAAUGGAAAUAUUUAACGAGCACACCUUCUCAGUCUUCUGCUGUCAAACGUAGGACAGGACCUCAAGUGAGAACAAAACAGGUCUUCCUGUGCUUCAGCAAUACGGCAGAGGCUGGAGCCAGUCACUGCAGUUUAGAGGCCUGGCGGCCUGCACCUUCCUGCCCUGGCUCCAUAACUGUAGGCCGGCUGGUCAGAGCCACUGGCCCAACCUUGCUGCCCAGCUCUGGACAUGCUCUCUGAAGUAGAAGACUGAUCUGUGCUCAUUCUGACCCUUGAAGGAAUUUACUUUUACAACUGGAAUAUGUCUCUGUGUGUGUAACAGAUCAUGUAUGUUUUAAUUAACACAUCGCAUCCAUUAAAGAGUUUGAGCUCAUAAGAGCCCCAGGAUCAUGAAUAAAUGUGUCAUGUUACGUAUUUAUUUUUUUUAUAAAUCAAGGAGACUUCAAGUGUGCUUUUAAAUAUAUUAAAAAUUUACAUUUCAGGAG